CGCUGAGGUGUCUUCCCAUUCCCGUCGCCCCGUGUCUGUUUUGUCGGCUCUGGGUGCCCGUCCCGCCACAGCUCAGACAGACCUGGAUGGCAGCCUAGUGUAAGAAGAGAAGACUGCACUUGGAUAGGGAAAGAAGGAAGCUUGCAAGCAUCCAGCUACCCAGCACGCGUCGCACCCCUCUCAGUCCCGUCUGUCCCUACUACUACCUCUAGUUGGACCAAGUGUCAGAGGCAGAGGCUACACCCCCGCAGUCAAUAAAACUCGUUGUCGCCCACUCAGCCACAUUCCUCCAUUACAUUUAUUUUUUUAUUUUUUUAUAUCUUUUUUCAUUCUUUUCUGUAGCCUUGCUACUUCCCUCCGUCGGCUUCUGCUGGGCAUCACCCAUCGCGACGAAACACCACAGUCCCGUCGGCUUCAAGCAGACACUGACAACAAGCGCUUACUGGAACAUCAGACGAGACGGCCCUGACUCCAUCCCAUAUUCCCGACGCUUCAGUCCCCACCUCACCCUUGCUGUUCUGUCCUGCACCAUUGGUUAUCGCUCUAGGAUCACCCCCGCUCUUAGCGACUGAAUAUCCUCACUGCGGCCCGCCUCCGCCUUGCGGCUCAGUUGCCUUGGUUCGUAUUCUCAAGUGGCCCUAAAUAUCGUCUCGCGAGCUGUUGCUCGUUUCCAAUGAGUUCGACCCGUUCAAAAAUCGCGUCUGUGGAAGACGCCGACGACGACGGAAAUAUUAUCCAAGGAACCUCCCGCUACGCUGCCUCUGUUGGCUCCAAAGAAAACUCGAGCUCCGGUCGCGCACGAAAAGAGCACAAGAAGUCAGACUCUUCACCCAUAGUCACAAACAGCCAGCCCGACUCCGACUCGACUCAAAAUCCCCGCAGAAGCGAAUCCUCAAAGACAGCACGAAGAGAGCGCGAAAAGUCGACAUCUGGGACCAAAAGAUCCAGCAUGUCGUCCUCACGCCCCGUUCCACGACAUGCUAACACCACCGGCAAUCUUCACCGGCGGGGAGAUUACGACAGGAACGGAAGGGAGAUCGAGGCCUCAUAUUACGGUGUGAGCCCUACUAUGACAACCUCCUCCUCUCGACCGCCUCGUCCUCAGACCUCCACUCCCCGGCCCGUUAGUUAUUACGGGACAGGCCCGACACGACCACCUCCACCUUCUGCUCGCUAUAUUACCUCUGGGCCUCCGCCUCCUCCGCAAUUUAUGCCUCCAUCCUAUCCAGCUACUCCGGCAACAUGGGCUGGACCAGGGCCCAUGCAGCCAUUCCCCAUUCCGACGCCGGGCUCGUUGAGCCGACAGGCUACAGACUACUUUUCUGCACAACCCGUUGAUGCACGCUUAGAUGCCCAACUCGCUGCUCUUAGCCUCGGAACUAGCCCGAAUCGCCCCCGAACCGCCCUAGCUUAUCGUACCUCCCGCGCUCUUGAAUACGGGGAGGCAGAUUUCGACGAAGAGAACGAGAGAUCGAUGCCGCGGCCUUCUCUUUCGCACAGAAAGUUGUCGAGGGACGAGGAUGCGCGAAGAAUGCCCCCUCCAGUCAGGUCGUCUACUGCUCACCCGUCAGGCAACCCACAUAGGCCACCGCCAGCACCCUCAACACCAGGCAGACGAGCUUCACGAUAUGCCGACGAAGACCAGUCGGGCGAUGCGUUAUUUGCCCUUUCGCCAACUCCUUACGAGUAUCAAACCCCUGCUCCCGCUGCAAGCCGAGCGCGGUCCAAGUCAAGACCGAGGCACCAGCGGCGACCCAGUGUCAGUGCAGGAACAUACGAAGACCAGGAGUCCAGGAUGGAAAUAGCCAGUCGGCAUAAUCGGCGACACUCGUAUUAUGGAGCAGCACUACAACCAACUACUGCUUCUGGAAGCGGUUACGAAGAAAAGAUUCGUCAAGCUGCCAAGUACCAGACCGAGACACUUGGUGGUGAUCCGAUGCCGCUCACGGCCGAAACUCUCCGCAGAGCCCAAAGAAACGGCGGUAGCAGUCGUUCCACCAAGAGCUCGGAAGAAAGCCGUGAUGAGAGCGAUUACAGGCACUCGGCAACAACACGAACCACGCGGUCAAGCGCCAAUCCACAUGAAGAUGUCACCAUUCGGGUGAUGAAGGGCAAGGGUGCCGUACUUGAAGUCAAUGGUGCAAAGCUGAAAUGCGCUGGCGGUGCCGAAAUCAACAUCUCAAGGAACGCCAUCACAUCCGGGCGAAAUGGAAAUGAGAAGGCGUACUACGAUUACGAGGAGGAAUAUGAUGAGCGCCAGCCUCGGUAUAUCGAAGAUGGACGCCACCAGCACUAUGAAGAACGUCAUUCUCGGGCUGAGCGAUCUCAGACCAGAGCUCGCGCGGCCUCGCGGGCGAGGUCACGCCCAAGAUCAAUGCAUUAUGCUGGUCGCGAUAUUGACGGUACCGAUUACGACUAUAUCCCGGCCUAUCCCGAAUACCCAUCGGAUCCUCCGACGUUUCGCUACUGAGCGGUCACUGGGCCAUGCACGAAGAUUUACGACUGAUUAUUUUUUUUUCUUUUCCAUGUUUUGGUUCUGAUGAUUACGAGAUCAUGAGACGACGAAAUGACAAUGAUAAAGACACAGAAGAACGAGCAAGAACCGAGUUUGUAUCAUGUUCUUUACGGCCCUUAUGUUUAGCGUUGAUGAUGUCUUCCUUCCUUUUCUUCGAUUCUUCAUAAUAUCUUCUUUAGCUACUCCUCACUUGGAUUUUGUACGAUUUUCUUCUUGGUUGGCACUGUUAGUCUUGCUGCAAGUCACUGUCUGAUGGACCCGGGAAAAGUUUUGGAGAGACGAUACCCCAUAUCUGGCAUGGCACAAAAAAAAUCAUUUAAGCACGACAUGAUCGAUGGCUCAUUCUGUGAUUGCUGCUUUCUACUUGUUGAUCAAGAUCUUAAUUACUUCUGUUUCGUUAAGGAAAAGUGGUGGUAGUGGUGACAGAGUUCAAUAUACAUUACAAACCCGAAGCAGAUGAACAGUUGGCAUGAAACCCGGACAGUAGAUGGUCGGCUAGAAAUACUUAUCUACACUCUCUUUUACAUUCUCUUAGCAAUAUCACUUGCUUCAUCUUGAAUCGUAUCGAUGUACUAGGGCCCUUCUCUGUCGACCGAGCGAGGUAUGGCGCCGCGGCGAAGCGUUUCUAUGGUCGCAAC
Molecule: messenger RNA, 3153 nt
Organism: Neurospora crassa OR74A
Lineage: Eukaryota; Fungi; Ascomycota; Sordariomycetes; Sordariales; Sordariaceae
Exons: 2
Coding region: 674-2470 (598 amino acids)
Source: RefSeq, a predicted model, not a curated record